Messenger RNA from Linum tenue, 558 nucleotides. Lineage: Eukaryota; Viridiplantae; Streptophyta; Magnoliopsida; Malpighiales; Linaceae. The record is from the annotation of a GenBank genome assembly.
AUGAGCCACGCCUUACCUUCCCUCAUCCACAUCCCUCCUCUCCUUAAACAACCUGACACUGCUCUCCCCUCUAUUCCGCACCAUUCUUCCCUCCAUUGCAACCACUCUGAGCUUCUGUCCUGUGCUUCUAAGAUGACUGCAUCAUCAUCUUGCCUUCUAGGGGAUGGUUUAUCAACCAUAAAUGGCAAACCAUAUUUGUGCAAGGAUUUCUAUGGUAGACGCCUUCUGCACAGUUCAAGUCUUCCUUCAUUGGGAUCUGCUUUGCUUGGAAAUGGGAAAGCUCUUGCCGAUGAUCAAGGGGUUUCUUCCUCCGGGAUGUCUUAUUCCAGGUUCUUGGAGUAUUUGGAUAAGGAUAGAGUGAAAAAGGUGGACUUGUUUGAGAAUGGGACAAUUGCUAUUGUUGAGGUUGUUUCACCUGAGCUUGGUAACCGGGUGCAACGAGUCCGCGUACAACUUCCUGGCCUUAGCCAAGAGCUUCUUCAGAAAUUCCGAGAAAAGAACAUUGACUUGCAGCUCAUAAUACUCAAGAAGAAUCUGGCUCUCUCCUUUUUAACUUGA